This is a messenger RNA of Somion occarium, 917 nucleotides long. The record is from the annotation of a GenBank genome assembly. NCBI's taxonomy places the organism in Eukaryota, Fungi, Basidiomycota, Agaricomycetes, Polyporales, Cerrenaceae.
UGGAUGAGGGCUGUGAAGGGGGCCCAGAAGGGGGCGCAAGUACCCUCUUCCUUAUAUCUUGCAAUUAACGCCAUUCACGUCGCGACUCCGCGACUCAUGUGACCCGUGUGAUAAUAGGUCCAUGGGAUGGAAUUGACUUCGCCGAAGAACUUCUUAGUUUCGGGACCAUUCAACAUGGAAUCCUCCCGACUUCUGCAACGAGACCCUCAAGAAACAAUGAUGCUGGUCCUGGUUCACAUUUCUGCUCAUCUUCACAGGACUUCAAUGCAUUUACGUCGUCAUCCGGCACAACAUCUAUCAAUUCUGUAAUUUCAAGACCACUCAACAUUCUAUGGAUCGCCUCUUUGAUACUCAGCCUGACUACGACUUCCGUCGGCAUGUUGGUGAAACAGUGGCUACAUGAAUUCGUCAAGGAGAUGGUCAGCUCUCCUCGUAUCAGGGAGCUGCGUUUUUCAGGGACUGAGCGAACGAGGCGUACCACCAUUUGCAAAAUUGCGCUCUUUUUUCCCUUCUUCGUUAGCUUAGUCGAUCACAUAAUGCUGAUUCUUGACGUGGUUUCUUCGCAGGACAUACAUGAUGUCAACCAACUUAAAGGUCCUACUCGCACCUUACCACACUCCGAUGGGAAUAGCGACCAUACUCCUAGGAAACUCGAGAGAACGCGUUAGCCGCACCAAAUGUCUACAGUCUGAGUCAUUUCCUUGUGAUGACAUGGGUUGGCUGCGUAGUCCGAAUGAGAACGUAGGAAGUUAUUUGCUUUCAUUUUUAGGUACUGUACUUUCAGGAGAUUGGGCCAAACAUAUAGCAUUCAAUCAGAUGCUGCGUUGCUUGCAAUGUUGGUUCUGGCGAAUGGACCAAAACAUGGAAAAACGAGGGCUUUGAAGAGUGGAGAUUCAGAAUGAACCAUAACAUUCAUA